AUGACCAACCCAGAAUCUAACAUCGUCUUAACGUGUAUUGCUCACGGCGCCACCAUAGACAAUGCCACCAUUUUCAAAUCAAUCAAUGGAAUUUUGCAAAAUCAAAUAAAUGAAUCCACAGUCAUUGACACAAAGACCCUCUCAGUGAGAGCCUUUGAUAUCUAUAUACAUACCAUGAUACCUGUGAGUGCUUUGAAGACUCUGUUCGUAUUUGAAGAUGUCGAUGUUAUAGUCCAACAUAACGACGUAUACCGUCAAAACAAGAAAUUGUUUGUUUUUGAUAUGGACUCCACGUUAAUUUAUCAAGAAGUCAUUGAAUUAAUUGCCUCGUAUGCGAAUGUAGAGGACCAAGUACGUGAAAUCACAAACCGAGCUAUGAAUAAUGAGAUUGAUUUUAAGGAAUCACUAAGGGAACGUGUUAAAUUGUUGACUGGGUUGAGGAUCGAUACUUUAUAUGAUAAGAUUAAGUUACAAUUACGUAUUACUAAUGGUGUUAAGGAAUUAUGUCAAUUUUUAAAGGUAAAGGGUUGUAAGCUGGCUGUUUUGAGUGGUGGAUUUAUUCAAUUUGCUACUUUCAUUAAGGAUCAAUUAGAAUUUGAUUUUGCAAAGGCUAAUCUUUUGGAGAUGGAUUCUAAUGGGAAUUUGACUGGGAAUGUGCUUGGAGAGAUUGUGGAUGGUCAAUGUAAAGCAGAUACUUUGAAACAAUUGUGUAAAGAGUACAAUGUGAAGAUUGAAGAAAGUUGUAUGGUUGGUGAUGGUGGUAAUGAUUUACCUGCAAUGGGAACAGCUGGGUUUGGGAUUGCAUGGAAUGCUAAACCAAAAGUUCAAGAAGUAGCACCAUGUAAAUUGAAUACAGAUUCUUUACGCGAUGUGUUAUAUAUCUUAGGUUACACUGAUGAUGAGAUCAAAUCCACAACUACAACUACAACUACAACUAUAUAG
Messenger RNA from Naumovozyma dairenensis CBS 421, 942 nucleotides. RefSeq names its product phosphoserine phosphatase (gene SER2). Gene Ontology annotation, molecular function: L-phosphoserine phosphatase activity; magnesium ion binding. NCBI's taxonomy places the organism in Eukaryota, Fungi, Ascomycota, Saccharomycetes, Saccharomycetales, Saccharomycetaceae. Gene Ontology annotation, biological process: L-serine biosynthetic process; dephosphorylation. Bases 1 to 942 code for a protein of 313 amino acids. The record is from RefSeq and is a predicted model, not a curated record. Gene Ontology annotation, cellular component: cytoplasm. The transcript has a single exon.